GUUUAUAACGUGCAGCCUUCAGGUGACAGCGGAUUGUGCCGGAGCUCCCGGUUCACCUCAACGAUCAUUUCUGCUUAAAGUGGAAUAGCUCCAAAACUGACAGAUCCAGCAUCCGGACACAAAGUUUGGCUCGCUCCAGCCCACAGUGGGAUGUAAGCGGACAAACCAUCCUGUUUCCAUCUGUCUCUUCAUUUCUGAGAAGGUUCAGCAGAGAUGACGGCCAUUUUCGCUGCAGUCCUGCAGGCAAACGGUGGAAUCAGGACCGUGGGGAUGCAGGCGGUUCAGAUGCUGAUGGUGUGUCUCCUCCACCUGCUGUUGCUGCAGCCUGCAGGUGCCAAAGUCUGGAGCCAGACUGGACCCCGGCUCCAGAUCUCUUACUCAGACCUGAUGAACGGUUCAGCGAUCUUUUGGAAGGGUGGGGUCGGUGGUGGUUACCAGGCUUUGCUAUUGGAUGAGGAUCAAGGCUGGUUACUGGUUGGAGGGAGAGACCACAUCUACCUGCUGACACCCGAUCAUUUGGAUCGGCCCACGCAUGUGAUCUACUGGCCGGCAGCCAGAGAGAACGUGGAGCACUGCAGGCUGGCCGGAAAAAGCCUGGAGGCCGACUGUGCCAACUUUGUGCGGCUGCUGCAGCCCUUCAAUAAGACGCACAUUUAUGCUUGUGGCACCGGCGCCUUCCAUCCACAGUGUAACUACCUGCACUUAGGCCACAGCAAAGAGGCUCUGCUGUUCAUGUUGUCUCACACGGCAGAGUCAGGCAGAGGGAAAUGUCCCUUCAGCCCCAGGGAACCUUUCACCGCACGGCUGACAGAUGGUCAGUUGUAUGCUGGCACUUCUGUCGAUUUUAUGGGAGCGAAUGCUGCGAUUUUCCGCACGCUGAUCCAAGGCAGCAGUCAGCAUUACAUCCGCACUGAAGCCUACGAUCACAACUGGCUUAACGAGCCGGAAUUCAUCGGCUCCUUCUCCAUCCCUGACACUCACAGUCCAGACGACGACAAAGUCUACUUCUUCUUCAAGGAGAAGGCGGUGGAGGCCGGAGAGUGGGACAAGAGGGUGUACAGCCGCGUGGCUCGAGUCUGUAAGAAUGACAUAGGAGGGAAGAGGAGUCUGAUCAACCGUUGGACCACCUUCCUGAAGGCCCGACUGGUUUGUUCUGUUCCUGGUCCCUCUGGAGUUGACACCCACUUUGACGAGCUAGAGGACAUCUUUGUUCUGGAGAUGAAGGAUCCUCAAAAUCCAACCAUCUACGGAGUCUUCAGCACUUCCAGUUCUAUAUUUCGUGGGUCAGCGGUUUGUGUCUAUUCCAUGGCGUCCAUCCGGGCCGUGUUCAACGGGCCGUUUGCCCACAAAGAGGGACCAGACUAUCGCUGGGUGGAGUACAAGGGCCGCAUUCCAUACCCGAGGCCUGGCACUUGUCCCAGUGAGACCUAUGACCCUCUGCACAAGUCCACGAGGGACUUCCCCGACGAGGUGGUGAGCUUCAUGCGGCAGCACCAGCUGAUGUGGGAACCCGUCAUGCCUCUGGGCGGUAAACCCGUCCUAACCCGAGUCAACGCACCCUACAUGCUAAAGAAGGUGGUCGUGGACAGAGUGGAUGCCGGGGAUGGGCCGUAUGACGUGUUCCACCUGGGCACAGAUGAUGGGAAGGUGGUGAAAGCCGUGUCGGUCAUCAAAGACAACUGGGACAUGGAGGAGAUCCUUCUGGAGGAGAUCACUGUCUUCCAGAGUCCCACUCCCAUCCUGAGUAUGGAGCUGUCCACAAAAAGACAACAGCUCUACGUGUCCAGUGAGCUGGGUGUGGUCCAGCUGAGUCUCCAGAGGUGCGAGUUAUACGGCGCUGACUGUGCUGAAUGUUGCCUGGCCCGGGACCCCUACUGCUCCUGGGAUGGACAAACCUGCUCCAGAUUCUUCCCCACCAGCAGGAGGCGUGCACGGAGACAGGAUGUAAAGUAUGGCGACCCCUGGAGUCAGUGUCCAAUGCCAGACGACGGUUCGGACUCUGUGGAGGUGAAGGUGGUGUACGUUGUAGAGGGAAACUCCACCUUCCUGGAGUGUUCUGCUCACUCGUCACAGGCGUCCAUCAGGUGGACGGUGCAGCAGUCAGAGAGUCGGCAGCAAACUGAGCUGUCUCAGAGUGACAACAGCCACUCCAUCCAUAUGAACCGAGGGUUGCUGGUUCAACACCUGGAGUUGGCUGACACAGGACUCUACACCUGCACCAGCCACGAGCACUCGUACAGCCAGGUCCGAGCCCGAUACCGUCUUCACAUCAUCCCCGAGCACAGCCUUCAACAGAAGUCCAGUGCAAACCGCCCAUCCUCAGGACCUACAGUAGGGUUAGGGGGUCCACCGCAUCCACUGCCCCAGCUUCCAGGACACAGGAACUCCUGGCUGGCCCAGAACCCUCAGCUUGCCCUGAGGAACUACAAAGACCUACACACGGUUGGGACCAAUAGCCUGAGUGUAGACGAGUACUGUGAGCAGCUGUGGGUCCGUGAGAAACGCCGGCAGCAGAAACUCCGUGCCCUGAAACUGAAACAGGAGAACAGGAAGGCCCGAGUGAGGAGGAACAACCCUCCUGAGAUUCCCUACUAAUAACCCCCCCCCCCCCCCAAAAAAAAAACAACAGACCGCAGCCGAUCGUGGACAAGUCGCCUUUUCAACAAACAUGUUUCUGCUAAAAGAUGGACAGCAGAUUUGAAAAAAGAUUCCUCAGCUGAAAAAUGUCAUCAAACAUGAAAAAGGCAGAUUUGGGCAAAAUGGCAGCAUGGAGGAAAAUUCAACACUUUACAAGCACAAAUAUUCCAGGAAGGUGGUUGUGCAGCACAUAUUGACGUGUCCAUAGUUGUUGGUGACAGUUUGAAAUAUGGUGCACUGUAAAACAAACUCCAAAUUUUUAAGCUAAUAACACAAAAUUAAGUUGUCAGCAACGUGCAUUAAAAGCAUCGAACAAACGAUUUUCCAUCAACUAACUUUGGUCAAAAAUGACAUUUAUUCAUGCAAGUUAUAUGACAUACUGUUAAAAAACAGUAUCCGUAAAAGACAUU
This is a messenger RNA of Thalassophryne amazonica, 3047 nucleotides long. Its product is annotated as semaphorin-3D. The transcript is spliced from 19 exons. Gene Ontology annotation, molecular function: semaphorin receptor binding; chemorepellent activity. The record is from RefSeq and is a predicted model, not a curated record. NCBI's taxonomy places the organism in Eukaryota, Metazoa, Chordata, Actinopteri, Batrachoidiformes, Batrachoididae. Gene Ontology annotation, biological process: negative regulation of axon extension involved in axon guidance; axon guidance; neural crest cell migration. The coding region runs from base 214 to 2595 and encodes 793 amino acids.